AUGGCAAUUGUCCGGGAAUGCAAAUUGUACACAUUCACACACACACAUCAUUCUGUGUCUACUGGACCCCUACGGAAUGGGGCCCUCACCAUUUUUUAUUGAUUUUUACUGAAUUUUUAUGGAUUUGGAGCUGAAAAUUGGAGAAAAAUUUCUUCUACAUAUCCAACGGAGGAACAAUGGAAAAGAAGAAAAUCGGUACCCUUCUACUUGGACGGAACAGCCAAAUUUGGAUGUGCAGGAAAAUUUCAAAAAAUCCAGGAAAUCUAACCAUCGCUGAGUUCGCAAUAUGGCAACUCACUUUAUGAACCACUCCGUGUUGGAAAAAAAUUGGAAUAUGACGUCGAACUAUGCUGGACAGUAAAAACAUUUGAAGUUACCAACACCAGAGACCUGACAAUACAGGAAUUUGCCUGAAAAUUUAUCCGGUUCAGAGCAGAUGACAACGAAAUCGGAAACUCAAAGACCACACUGAAAAAAGUUGAAAUUAAACAGCAAAAAAAGUAACCUUUGCUCGGAUUCAAGAAGUCUUCGAGUAGAAUCAUGAAUUGUUCCUAUUAAAAUGUUUCCUGGAAACGAUCGAGGAAGAAGAAGCAUCACGUCGUUUCAGAAGACCCUUGGUCCAGGCACUCUAAGCGUUAGAUAAAGGUUUGUUUGAAAAAACAUCGUCCGAUUGGUGAAACCAACAAAAUUUGGAUUUUUUAAAGAUCUCUUCUACAUAUCCAAACGAGGAACCAGUGGAAAAAUUGGAUUAAAAAAAAAUUUUAUAUCUUCUUCUACAUCCGUAAGAGGAACCGUUAA
This is a messenger RNA of Caenorhabditis elegans, 798 nucleotides long. NCBI's taxonomy places the organism in Eukaryota, Metazoa, Nematoda, Chromadorea, Rhabditida, Rhabditidae. The record is from the annotation of a RefSeq genome assembly.